AUGAUCGGAACGCCGGCGUCGGACCGAAAGAAGACUCUGAGCGGCCUGGAGUUCCCAAUCGGCCACUUCCUAGUUGAGCAAGGGACUCUGAAGCUGAAAGCAGGAAGCGCGGCUCAGUGUGUGAGUGAGAGUCGCCGAGACGGACGCUGCCCGCACGGGAUGGAGCUGCCGACGCUAACCGCGAUCGCCUUUUACCUCGUCAUAUCCACGGUCGGGUCGCAGGGAUUUACCGUCGAGCCGGCACAGAGCGACUUAUAUGUCCCCAUCGGGGGAGACGCGGAGUUCACGGUGCGGCCGGCAGGUGCUAUCGAAAGCGGAACCUGGCUUUUCAAAGGGAUAACGAUCGUCUCGUGGGUCAGAACAUUCUCGUCGAUCCAUGUUGCUUACAGGUCACGGGUGGAUUUAAACUCCACCAGCGGGUCGCUGGAGCUGAAGUCGGUGAACGAGUCGGACAACGGGGAUUACACAGUGUCACUCACUGAUGUUGGCGGCGUCCAAGCUUCAGCGACCAUCACACUGCACGCACUCGAGCCUGUUUCCACACCCAAUAUCACCUCCAAUGCCAGCAGCUUCAUAGAGCACAAUGACACCGUGGUCUUGACCUGUGUCGCGACAGGGACUGACGUCUCUUACACGUGGAGUGAAGACAAUAGCGUGAUAUCUAACGGCGGCAGGUUUGAACUGAGCGCCUCUAACAACACACUCACCAUUACCGGAGUAUUGCGGUCGGACGGGCCGAUCAUUUGCCUCGCCUCCAACGCGGUUAGCGCGAAGAUAAGCGAGCCGUUCCCUCUCAAUGUCUUUUACGGGCCGGAUAUUCCGAUUAUAAUUCCUGAACCCGACACCCCUGCUUACACUCCCGGGACCGACGUCACUUUAACCUGUUAUGCACAGUCUAAACCAGCUGCUAUGUUGAGCUGGUACCUUCAAGGUGUCUUGGUCCAUAGUGGAGACAAACUCAACAUUCCCAAUGUUUCCAGUAAAGAUAUUGGGAGAUAUGUCUGUCAGGCCUUUAACGAUGUGACCGGAAGGUACAUUUCCUCAUCAAUAGAAGUCGAUGUUCUGGAACCGGUGGGGAAUGUCAGUCUACGAUCCACUAAUUCUUACCCAGUGGAACAGCGAGACUCCGUCCUGUUGACGUGCAGCUCCCACGGAACUCAUCUGAAGCGGGAAUGGUUUUUCAACAACCGGCCCAUCCGGCACAAUGACAGGAUAACUAUAUCCGGAGACAUUCUGCUCAUUGACCCAGUGAACGUGGCCGACACAGGGGUGUAUAAAUGCAUCGUAAGCAAUGGUCUGAACAACGACAGCGCGGAGACCUACCUGGAGGUUUUACGUAAGUACAGAGGCAUUCCAAGUAUGUAG
Messenger RNA from Amblyraja radiata (thorny skate), 1365 nucleotides. RefSeq names its product carcinoembryonic antigen-related cell adhesion molecule 1-like. The record is from RefSeq and is a predicted model, not a curated record. Lineage: Eukaryota; Metazoa; Chordata; Chondrichthyes; Rajiformes; Rajidae. The coding region runs from base 1 to 1365 and encodes 454 amino acids. The transcript is spliced from 6 exons.